AUGUCCCUCCCCGUCUUGAAGUCAUUUGGACGUCGACGCUCCAGCGAUGCAAUGUCCAAGGAAGUGAAGCAUCUCGAGGACGUCGACGAAAGUCCUGAAGACUUUGAGGCUCUCCACGAAUAUUAUACGAAGUAUCCCAAUCGUUGGUCCAGGGUUCGUGAGCAUCUCCGGGAGCCCGCUGCAGAGAUGCUGGGGACCAUGAUUCUCAUCUUGUUUGGCAAUGGCGUCGACUGCCAGGUGGUCCUCAGCUCCAACACAGCCGUAUCUGCAACUCCCAAGGGCGACUACCUAUCUCUCAAUUUUGGCUGGGCAUGUGGCGCCGCGCUCGGUGUGUGGGUAUCUGGGGGUGUGACAGGCGGACAUAUCAAUCCCGUGGUGACACUUGCCUUAGCUGUCUUCAGGGACUUCCCGUGGAAAAAAGUUCCCAUAUACAUUUUUGCGCAAAUCUUGGGCGCCUGGAUCGGCUCGCUCAUUGUUUUCGCAAAUUACUUCCAUGCCAUCUACAUCUUCGAGGGAGGGCGGAAGGCACUCUCUGUUCCUGGGACAGCAAGCCUGUUUGCGACAUACGCCUUGGACUAUAUGCCCGCGGCUAAUAGUUUCUUCGAUCAAUUUGUCGGCACAUUCGCCCUGGUGCUUGUCGUCUUUGCAGUAUCGGAUAAACGGAACGGGCCUCCUCCUGCGGGCUUGGUACCAUUGGUCAUUUUCAUCUUCAUCUUAGGGGUCGGCACAGCCUUCGGAAUGCAGACAGGCUAUGCGAUCAACCCGGCUCGUGAUUUAGGUCCCCGGAUCAUGACAGCCAUGGUCGGCUACGGUCGAGAAGUCUUCAACUUCCGCGAUCAGUACUGGCUAUGGUGCCCCAUCCUAGGGCCAAUAGCUGGUGGAUUGGUUGGCGCAUUUGUCUACGACGCACUCAUCUUCCUUGGAGACGAAAGUAUUCUAAAUCGACCGAACGCUGCGGCACGCAAGCAUCACGCUCACGCCUUGAAUGCAGAACGACAGAAGCCAAUCGCAGGUGCGGCUGUCGACGAGAUUGUAUAG
Molecule: messenger RNA, 1038 nt
Organism: Heterobasidion irregulare TC 32-1
Lineage: Eukaryota; Fungi; Basidiomycota; Agaricomycetes; Russulales; Bondarzewiaceae
Product: aquaporin
Exons: 9
Coding region: 1-1038 (345 amino acids)
Biological process (GO): glycerol transmembrane transport; water transport
Cellular component (GO): plasma membrane
Molecular function (GO): water channel activity; glycerol channel activity
Source: RefSeq, a predicted model, not a curated record